GUAGAGACGUGCUAAGCUAGAGUGGAGAUUGUAUAUCGCUGUUCAGAAAGCCAAGCGUCAGAAAAUAACGUUCGAAAACCAGCCGCCAGUUGAAUUUGCGGCCGCGGCAACGAAGUCGCGUCGACUAUCGCUCGGUUCCCGACUCAAAAGUGCCUGUAUCGAAAAAAAAGGAGUGUGCCUUAUGUGAUAGUGUUGUAACAAGUGUCUUGAUAAAAUAAAUAUUUUUUUAUAUAAAAAAAAAAUAUUGACUUCAGUGUUUAAACUGUGCUAGUUUUGAGUGUUUUUUUCGGUUGAAAAAAAAGAAUAAAUCUACACAAUGGAGUUACGGCGGUUGUCUAUAUGCAUAGCUUUCUUCAUCCUGGCAGUCAUCUCGCAAUGUUCAGAAGCUCGUCACUCCAUCCAACGGCGAGCCUCCGAUUACGAAGUCAGUGAUGAGAUGCUGAAUGAUGAGAGCAACGACUAUGGCACGCAGAAUGACGCUGAUGGAGGUAACGACGCCGAUGACGAGGAUACCCCGGAGGUGGAAGGCAAGAUCCUGACGAAGGGAGAGAGCUACCGGCUGCUUAUCGGCAACUCUGUCCGGCUGGAGUGCAGGGUCUCACCGGCAGAUGCUGGUCUGGUGGUGAGCUGGAGUAAGGAACAGAAACGCUUAUUUUUGGGAAAUUUGCCACAAGACAGCGAGAACAAGAGGGCUUCCCUGGUUCACAAUUCAAACGACCUCCUGAUCAAGGAUGUGCAGAUCAAUGACACUGGUCGGUAUACCUGUAUGAUUAUGCAGGCCAGUAACCCAGUGUCUAUCACACAUGUGGUGAUUGUCGAGGAGCCACCGAGGAUAACCAAUCCAGAAACGACUACGGAUAGUACUAUUGAGUACGAAGAUAAUAUACCGAGGAUUUCCUACUUCGCGGUGACUGCUAACGGUAACUUGCGCGAAGGCAACGAUCUGCUGCUCACUUGUGACGUCACUGGUACUCCUAAACCUUCCAUCAUCUGGUCUAGGCAGAGGAAGUACGGUUUAGGUGGCACUGAGCCCCUCGGAGAAGCUAAUGGCGUGUUCACCGGCCACACAUUCUUCAUGAAGAACAUCACCAAAGAAGACGCUGGAAUCUACUACUGCUAUGCCGUCAGUGACGCUGGCAACGCUACUGCCAUGCUUACUGUCAACGUUAUUGGCAAACCUCGCGUACAUGUGCACCAUCCGAUCGUGAACACUGACAUCAAUGUGGAAGCUCAGCUACAAUGCGCUGCUCACGAAGAACCUGCCCCGCACAUCCGCUGGUACAAAGAUGGGCAGCUCAUCGAAGACUCCUCAUUCCAGUACACCAUCAGCGCCAACGGCUCCCAGUCCACUCUAUCUGUCAUUCCUAGGAGGGAUGAGGACUUUGGAACCUUUACUUGUGAGGCUAUCAACCCUCACGGCAAGCACAACAAAUCGAUCGACUUAGUGCAGAGUCCAGUAAUUGAGAACUUUGACGUGGAGGGACCCAAGUUGACGUGGACCGUGCACUCCCACCAGCCUCUUGAAGAGAUCGAAGUGCAAGUCAAAUCAAAUGACGAAAACGGCGAAUGGAAGACAUUCCAGGUACCCCUGCCUGAGGUAAAGGACCCUACACAUGAGUACGAGCUUAUCUACCCCCUAAGCGACAAAUCUCUGGAGUCCGGCUCGUACUUGGCCACAGUCAGAGCGAAGAACAGCAAGAGCUGGAGCUAUCAUUCCGAGCCUGUUGUUGUUCAGCUGGAGAGCCAAGCACAGCCCAUCCAAACUGCUUCAGUGUUCCGGUCAAAUGGAUAUUCCCUUCGACCAACGACUUUCGCCGUACUAUCCACCACCUUCAUGUACGUUCUCGUACGAAUGCUAUAAACAAGUAGACCUACCUUAUUUAUUGUUAGUACCGGUAGAACUGAAACGAACGCCUUUUUGAAUUUUUGAAAAAAAGUUCAUUUUUUGAAAAAAGAAAAAAUCUUAGCGCUUCUCGAUGUAUUGUUGGUACUUAUAAUAUUUUUUUAAAUAGUAUUAAAGGCUUUUAUGCACAGACAAUGUGGCUAGUGUUUUGAGCCUUUUCGGCAGUUAUUGUGCUAUUAAAUUACCAUAGUGAGUUAAUCACUGAGUAAAAAGUACAAAAUGUUAUAAAAAUACCAUUGUAAUUGUAACCCAGUGAUUUUUGUUCCAUCAUCUUUUCCAUUUGCGCGUCAGAAUGGUAGGUUUACAAUCGGGUAAGUACCUAAAAAUGCAAGAUACAAUGCAAAAUAGGUAGACUAUAAUCGAAUAUCAAAACCUGAUUAAGUGAAAACUAAAUAAAAUAACGGUAGGUACCUUACGUUACCGUAAUUUUCAAUAAAAUCGGUACCAAUAUAUAUUUUUUUCCGAUUGUUCUCGGCCACUGACAUGUAAAUGGUUAAUCAUUGUACAGAUUAACUCUUAAGGAAAAUAUAAUAAUUAUUAAAAUAUGUUUAGGUAUCUUAGAAAAGACCUAAUUAUUAUAUCGCGGAUCUAAGCAACGCCAAGAUAUUUAAAUUAUUAUCAACGGCAUCUAAUUGUAUUUAAACGCAUUUUUAAGCUUAUUAGCGAAUAGCUUUUUAAAUUCUUCAACCAUUUCGUUGGCAAAUGUAUUUUUUUUGUCUUCUUUUUACUUACCUACUUUCAACUACACCAGUUAUAUUUUUUGUAAAUAUUAUUCUUAAUUAUAAAUAAUUAUUUGUUUUAACAUGUAUUUGACGUGAAAUUAGAUUUAAUUUGAAUUAUCGCGUAGAAAUAUUACCUGUCGACUUCUUUUUAUUAAAUUCUAUAAUAUUUCACUGUAAUACGUAUUUUGUUUACUUUCGCAUUAUAACGAAGUCGUUUCUCACAUUAAUUUAGUUUAUCGUUUAAAUUUUAGGUAAUUAUUACCAAAGUGUAAUUAAAAAUCACAUUUAGUUUACGUUACAUUUUUAAUUAAACAUAAUUAACGUUAAUGAAGUGCUUAUUAAUUGAUUAAAUGCAAAAAUGUAGACAUAUGUGGAUAGGUCGCUUGUUAAUGUGCAUCGCGUUUUUGGAAAAAAAAAUAUAUAAAAAUGUAUUUUGAUAUCGGGAAGAUUUUCUCUACUGUCCAAAAAUUAAAUUAGAUGCAUAAUUGACAUUAUAAGCUUUUACUAGACUCUGUAUAUCGAAUAUAAUCAUACAAGUCAACUAAGCUGCCAUAAUAUACAUUAUUAAACGUUGAAUUGAAAAAAAAAUACUUUACUUUUGAUAGAACAUAAUCGGUUGGCCUAAUCUCGACUAAUACAUCACUAUGCCAAUGAACGUAACAACACUAGCUUCAAAGUUGGUAUUUGUGGAUUACGUAUAUAAAAUUUCAGAAAAAAGAUUUUUUUUUUCAAACCAACUCGCUGUUUUAUAAUAUUACCAAUUAACUAUAGUAUAUAAUGUUGAUGACGCUGGUUCCAGUACACACCAUCUAAGUUUAUUUUAAGUUAUAAGUAGUUAUAAUUAUAAUUAUAGUUAUAAUUUGCUUAUCCACCGAAAAGGAAAGGGACGUGUAAUCGACAGGCAUAAAAUUUGUGGAACACAGGUCAAAUUUAAACAGAAAUUAAAAAAUACGCUCCCAUAAUUUUAUAUUUGCCAAUAACCCGACAGAAUUAAGUUAACAGCACACGUCAAACAGAAUGUAUAUCAGCGAGAUCCCUAUCUUACUCGCCUGGUUUAUUCAUUUAUUUACUCAUUCAUUUCAAAAUUAACAGUUUUCUAUCAUCCGUCCCUUACGUUUUUGGCUAUAACUUAAAAUAAAAUUAGGAGUUGUCUGCAGGAAUCGGGGCCAAUGUGCCUAUAACUACUCGAGUAACUACAUCAGUUCCAUUUAAAGGUGCUCUCCUUUAUAUAAUAAUAUACCUAGAUAAAGUAAAUCGUAAUCUUCCAUAUUAAGUAACUUAUUGAAAAAGAUACGGUACCUAUCACACAAGUAUCGUAAGACAAAACUAUAGCAUAAAAUCGGUAUAUCCCGUCUUGACCUGUAUUCUACGAUGUUAACUCCAACCUCCUCGAUCCUGUCCUCAGUUGAUGCGACCUCGAGGUCUUCCUCGUACUCAGCUCUCCUCAGAGUUUCCUCUAGGCAUGACGUCAUUAUUUUCGUAUUAUUAUGUUGGCAGUAUGAUAUGCUCGACUACAGCACCCCGAUACCGACCCCGCUGGCGUGGUCCACGAUUUCCCUCAAUCAGCGCUUAUCGCUAUCGACCCGCUAGAGUCGAUUAUUUUUUUCAAAUAUUUUUACUCACAGACGACGCCCUGAGCCGAGGUUCGCGCCCAACUGGGCACCCUCAGGCCUGUUGUCUUAAACGUUGUACCGGGUGAGAGCCUUCAGCGCUCCCCAUUUGUCCG
Pectinophora gossypiella (pink bollworm) is the source of this 4351-nucleotide messenger RNA. Its product is annotated as limbic system-associated membrane protein-like. The record is from RefSeq and is a predicted model, not a curated record. Lineage: Eukaryota; Metazoa; Arthropoda; Insecta; Lepidoptera; Gelechiidae. Gene Ontology annotation, molecular function: axon guidance receptor activity. Gene Ontology annotation, cellular component: plasma membrane; neuronal cell body; axon. The coding region runs from base 317 to 1861 and encodes 514 amino acids. Gene Ontology annotation, biological process: synapse organization; homophilic cell-cell adhesion. The transcript has 15 exons.